AUGCACCCGUUGCUGCUGCUGUCCCCUCACACGGUGGAAAAGGCAGCCCAGAGAGACGAAGUGACCUGCCCGAGCCCCCGCUCCUCCUCGGCGCUGUGGCGGCCACGCUGUGCCGGGCAGGUCCUGCGGCGGUGGUGCUUGGUGCUCAUCGGGGACUCGGGCGUGGGCAAGAGCAACCUGCUGUCGCGCUUCACCCGAAACGAGUUCAACCUGGAGAGCAAGAGCACCAUCGGCGUGGAGUUCGCCACCCGCAGCAUCCAGGUGGACGGCAAGACCGUCAAGGCGCAGAUCUGGGACACGGCGGGCCAGGAGCGCUACCGCGCCAUCACCUCGGCGUACUACCGAGGCGCGGUGGGCGCCCUGUUGGUCUACGACAUCGCCAAGCACCUGACCUACGAGAACGUGGAGCGCUGGCUGAAGGAGCUGCGGGACCACGCGGACAGCAACAUCGUCAUCAUGCUGGUGGGCAACAAGAGCGACCUGCGCCACCUGCGGGCCGUGCCCACCGACGAGGCCCGCGCCUUCGCAGAAAAGAACAACUUGUCCUUCAUUGAGACCUCGGCCUUGGACUCCACCAACGUGGAGGAGGCUUUCAAGAACAUCCUCACAGAGAUCUACCGCAUCGUGUCCCAGAAGCAGAUCGCCGACCGCGCGGCGCAUGACGAGUCCCCCGGCAACAACGUGGUGGACAUCAGCGUGCCGCCCACCACCGACGGCCAGAAGCCCAACAAGCUGCAGCGGUCCAUCCUGAGCGGAGGCCCCUCGCUGCACGCCCUUCCUCACCCCAGGCCAGACCCCCGGCUGCACACCGAGCCGGAGGCCCGGGGACCUUGUUCCCUGCACUGCUGA
Messenger RNA from Tupaia belangeri chinensis (Chinese tree shrew), 849 nucleotides. RefSeq names its product RAB11B, member RAS oncogene family (gene RAB11B). The transcript has 7 exons. The record is from RefSeq and is a predicted model, not a curated record. Gene Ontology annotation, molecular function: GTPase activity; GTP binding. Lineage: Eukaryota; Metazoa; Chordata; Mammalia; Scandentia; Tupaiidae. Bases 1 to 849 code for a protein of 282 amino acids.